AUGCGAGCACAGCAGAAAAAGACUCAGGAACAGGCGACUUACCACCCAAGAACUCGAACGGGUGAAUCGCGCCUCGACGAGGUCGAUUCGAAAGUUCAUCGCGCCACCAGCUCAGCUCCGGAAUUGACGAAAGCACUCGCCGACACCCGAAGAAGCCCGCUCACCCGCAGGCUCCGCCAGAUUGAGCUACACGAAAGAGUUCGACUCAAAAUCGACUCUUACACCGGCGAAGAAGACCCCAAGAAGUGGCUAACCGCGUUCAACCUCGCCAUGAGGAGGGAGAAAUACAAAUCUUACGAUGAAAGGGAGGCCAACUACUGUCAAGUAUUCGUCGAGCACAUGGCGAAAGAUGCCUUGACCUGGUUCUCUAACCUCCCCGCCGAGUCGAUCGAUAACUUCGACGACCUAACCAAUGCUUUUCUGAAGCAUUACUCCAUGCACAUGACCCGAAUCACUCGGAACAUGUUCACCACAACGCAAACCCAAGGCGAACCAUUGCGCAGCUUUAUGGAAAGGUUCAAACAAGCAGCUCGCGAUACUGGCGACAUGCCCGAUAGCGUCCCGCUGGAAGCACUCCGCAACGGCCUCUGGUACGACUCCAAGUUUAAGGAGGAUUUGUCACUAAAACCCCCUGCGACUCUGGAGGACGCGUUCCACCGCUCUCGGAACUACAUCUUCCUCGAGGAAGACCAGCGCUUCUACGCCGAGAAACAUGGAGAUAGGAGGGCAACCUCGACGAAACCCAGAGAGGAACCCAUGGAGGCGCGAAGAAGACACGAUCCGAAGAGGUCUCUCCUCACAGCGUUCGCAGCAGCCGACGACGAGUUCGAGCAAGAACACGCAGCGGCCGUUUCGAUGCCACAAGACAUCAACUCGCUCGGAGAUGACAACGAUACCAAAGCUUUCUGCAAGUUCCACGGGAGAACUGGCCACGCCACUGAAAACUGCAAACACCUAAUGAGCAACCUCAUGCGCAUGUACCAUCGAGGAGAAAUCCCGCCAAUGGACGGUGAUAGAAAAGGCGGAAGCCCGCUUGGGAAAAGGAAUCGUGAUGACCACGACGACCUACCUCCACCACCGAAGCGACAAGUCAGCAUGAUCAUGGGAGGCUUCCUGGAUAACGACGAUUCCAUAUCGGCGAUCAAGGAAUACGAACGAAAGGCCGUCGCGGCACAACGCUACCCGUAUAUCCAUAAAGGGAUCCCUACCAUCUCCUUUACGGAUAAGGAUGCGAGCGGGCUGGACAUCCCUCACCUUGACCCACUCGUAAUCACUCUACAGAUCCACGACUGUGACGUCGCGAAGGUCCUGGUUGAUACCGGGAGCACGGUGAACCUCAUCUUUCUGGAAACACUGAACCGCAUGGGAGUGGAGGAAGGAUCUAUCAAACCUACAUCCCGUCCCCUCACCGGUUUCACCGCCGAGCAUGUUUACAGCUGUGGCACAGUCCGGCUCCCCGUUUAUGUCGGCGGAAUUUCAAAGCUCUUGAAGUUCAUCGUCAUGGACAAACCGGCCAUCUAUAACGCAUCCUCGGCACCCCAUGGCUCCAUGAAAUGA
Molecule: messenger RNA, 1557 nt
Organism: Microthlaspi erraticum
Lineage: Eukaryota; Viridiplantae; Streptophyta; Magnoliopsida; Brassicales; Brassicaceae
Source: the annotation of a GenBank genome assembly